CCUGAAGACACCACUCCCCUGGACGCCUCCUCCCUGGUUUGCUGUCACUUACUCUCACGCACUAUAGGCAUCACACUUCCAACGCUGGCUUCUUCCAGGCGCUGAGUGCAUUGUUUAUGUGUGUUUGAGGUCUGGUGCUCUCAGUUGGAUCAUGUCAUGCGGGCUCUAGCAGCAUGUGGACGGCAGCGCUUGUUGUGUUUCUGUCCUUGGCUCUCUGUCAGCCUCUCCGGGCUCAGGAGGACGCCAUCACUCCUCAGGACUGCAGCCUGGACUGCAUUAAAGAGGGAGGACCUGGAUGUGAAUACUGCAGAAUAACCAGAGCUGAUAUCAAGACAGCUCUGGGCUUUAACUCUAUUAAAGAGUUUGGAAGCUGUAUUCCCUGGCCAUGUUUUGAGUUGCUAGGAGAAAAAGACCCAAAAAUCUGUCAGCACUAUGUCCACAGUCCAAAUAAUGUGGAGGUUGAGUUUGCAAAUGAACCAAACCCAGAAUCUGACACCAUAGUUGUCUCCUGGAAGCCCAGCUACUAUGGGAUCGCCUUCCUGCGAGGCUUUCAGGUGUCACUCCAGGCUCUGGGAGGGUCAAGUGUUGCCUGUCAGCUCUUCCUCUUCCACCGUAACCUCUCCCUUCCUGCAUCACAAUCCAAUAGGGUGUACAAGUCGGACCCUUUCCCCGGCCUCCCCCUGGGGUCCCAGUAUGCUGUUACUGUCAUGGCCCUGCCAGUGCCUGUAGAGUGGGAGAGGUUCUACCGCAGCAGGAUCUUCUCCUCACGCUCAUGUGCAGAGAAGAACGGUCUUGACAAGUGCAAAAAUGACUGGUACCCCAAACACAUUGAGGUGCAACAGGAGGGGACGGCCAUCACCGUGACCUUUAACCUGGCUCCUCCACAGCUGGGCAUCAGGAGCUACUUCUCCUUGUGUUACGCCAACGGCAUAAAGAAAUACACAGACAUGUCACCUAAUUUCAGCAAAAACAAGACUCACCACAGCUUUCAGAUGAACGACCUUCAAGAAGGAACCAAUUACACUUGUGAGAUUGCAGCUAACGAAAUGGACGCAGUGAGGAAAACGUUCAAUGUUCAGGUUUCUAGCUUUCCUGAAGCAGUUGCGACACUAGACUCUGUGAGUCCCUCAAUGGCUCUGAUGCUUCCUCUGGGUCUGUCUGUGGCAGCCAUAUUUGUAGUCCUACUGGCUGCUCUUACCUGGAAGACCAGGCUGCAGAUGAAGAAAGUCUUCGUUAAACAAGAUAUUAUACAGCAGCAAGAAGAGAGCGGCACCCAAGAGGAAUUGAUGCCUCUGCCCAGAAACAGGCCGACCCCUCCUCGUCUUCUGAUUUGCUACAGCAGCUGUGAUGGCCCUGCCCAUGUUAAAGCCAUCAUGCAGUUAGGGGCCUUCAUACAGCAACACAUGGCCACUCAGGUAUGCCUGGACCUGUGGGAUUCUCUGAGCGUGGCUGAGGAAGGCGGCAUGGCCUGGCACUGCCGGCAGAUCCGGGAGAGUGACUUCAUUUUGGUGAUAUGUUCCCGGGGCCUGAACCGCAGGAGUAAGCCUUCAGAGGGUAGUGUAUAUGAAAGGGCAGACGAAAGACUCCACUAUGGCUCUAACGUCUUCUGCUCUGAAGCUGCAGUCCAAGUUAUUGGAGAGGAGGUGGGCCGCGCCAAAGCCAGGGGCCAGGACUUGUCCAAAUACAUGGCGGCCAUUUUUGAUUAUUCCGAUGAAACUGACAUCCCCAACGAGCUGAGGCUUGUUUCUAACUACAUGCUGACACGCGAUUUACAGCUGCUUUUCUCCCACCUCCAUGGAGUGUCUCUGCACGGGCCGGGGCAUUACCUGAAGAUAAAUCAUAUAUCUGAGGACGGGUUUACUAAGUUACCAUCCGGAGCUGCUCUGCAGUGGGCUAUUUAUGAAGCUCAGAUGGAAAUAACGGCAAAAAGGCAUCACUGUGUUGGAAGUAAAGGGGACUCGGAAGAUAAAAAGUAAUCCAUGACAACUUCCAGGCAAAGUGGCCCCACUAAGGAGAAGGAGCCAUUCCAAUGCUGCUACUUACCCACUUCCAAUCGGUUUGUUUUUGGAGGUCCACCAAAUAAUGUGCCUUUCCAAAUCCACUAUUGUGCAGUGGAAGUCAUAGAGCAGUUCAGUGUAAACAUAUGUUUGUAGGCCAACCCUGAAGCUGGCAUUGCAAGGGCUCCCUCAGCAAAAAGCAAUGGGAUUUUUCCAUUGGAUUUAAGAAUAUUACGGAAAAGAAGAUCUGUGGCCCACACAAGGAUACUUAGACGUUUUGUUCAGUGGGAUAAUAUCCACAUAUUAACACCAUUCUUGUGAUUUCGAAAGUGUUAAUGCAAUUGCCAGAAGGGAAAAGCUAACAUAACGCUAUAAACAAACUACACACGUCAACUCCACUAAGUUAAAGGCGGCUAAUGUUAAGCUUUGUGACGUUUAGGAGUCUAAUGUUGUCACUUGUUAUAAACUGCUAUUGUUAUGACUCAAAUAAGCUUGAAACAUGCCACGGGUAUUUAAUGACGUAUUUUAUGUCUUAGAAAAAACUGUUUUGUUGUGAAACCUGGCGCUGUAUUUACAUCCUACACCUCAAUCAGAAAGUGAGACUAGGGAGGGAGUUGGUGCCAUCACGGAAUGGAAAGAUGUAGGGGUUGGUUUGGAAUUGGGCCGUUGUGAAGGUGACUAUUACAUCCACAUUCCCAGCUAUUAUGUGUCCUUAGGAAAGGAACCAACAAAACAUCUCUGUGUCAGUUGUUCUGCAGUGACAGCACCCGUGCACUUGAAAUAUGACCUCUGAAAUAUGUUGGGAAAGAUUUAAAAAAUGUCCAGUAAUGUGCAUAAUGGUCAUUUAAGCUCUCUUAUCCCCACCAAUGUAUCUGGCAGACAUUUUUGUUUUUUGUAAUUUCAUUUUAAAAUAAAACAAUAAGUGUGUCUUUAAUAUUAACUUUGCACAUGUGAGGUUUUGAAGUUAUUCUUUGUUAAUGUUUUCCUUGAAGUACACAUUGUAUACAUGCAUGUUUUGCAGUAUUACACAUUUAUUGAUACAUGUGCAUAUCAUAUACAGUACAUGGGAAUGGAUGAAUAGGUCAAAUCAUUUUAGUAUUAGGGGAAUGUGAGGUGACACGCUGAUAAAUGUAAGUUGACUUGAUUUAUUUGUGAAAUAUUGAUUUUAUAUAAUGCAUCAAAUCAUUUAAUAAAAUACGUAUAAAAAGCGA
This is a messenger RNA of Eleginops maclovinus (Patagonian blennie), 3208 nucleotides long. RefSeq names its product interleukin-17 receptor D. Lineage: Eukaryota; Metazoa; Chordata; Actinopteri; Perciformes; Eleginopidae. The record is from RefSeq and is a predicted model, not a curated record. The coding region runs from base 174 to 1976 and encodes 600 amino acids. Gene Ontology annotation, molecular function: interleukin-17 receptor activity. The transcript has 12 exons.